AUGGAGACUCAAAAGGAGGCUCCAGGAGAGGGGCCAGCUCCAAAAUACCGACCGGCUAAGUCUGUCCCCUUCCAGUUACACAUGCACUGCACCAUCUACUUCGAAGAAAAGCUUUUUCACCAAGCUCUUCAUCUCCUUCUAAGUCUUCUCUCGUCAAAUACCAUUGCAUCGGGCCCCGCAUUAAUACCGUCGCCUCAACACCUUGCCGUUGCAGCUACUCUCAUCGUCCACCCUUCCACAACAACUCGAGUAAAGUCAUUGGAGAGUGUUCAGGUUGCAAAUACUGCUUUAGAGCUCUUACGUCUUACGAAUAAACUGGUAGGGCCAUUAGCUGCAAAAUUCGACAUUGCCUUUGCUUUUACGCGGUUCUCAUCGUCGCGAAAUGGGCGCCAACGACGCGGAGAUGGUCAUAACGACUCUGCAAACGGUUCAUCCUCAGAUUUUGAUGCGGUUCCCAUGAGGGUGGAUAUUGCUCGAGGUGGAUCUCUUUGGUUUCGAUCUGAGGACUUUUGGCAUGCUGUAGGGUGGGCGUUUAAUUGCGCCGUUCUCUUUCCGAAACGAUGGUCGAGAUGGCGUGUCUGGUUAGAAUUCAUGUGUGACGUGUUGGAAGACGAUUGGGCGGAGAGAGAAAGACUGGCCAACAAUUCAAGUGAUGGGACGGCAACACCAACUGCUGGCCAUGCGCUUCUCCGUGAUAGUCUCAUUUUCAAGUAUAUCUCAGGCUCAUCAGUAGUAUCUGGCCACCAUCGAAGAAUCAUGCGAGCUGUCUUUGCAGACGGGAAACCUCCGUCGUUAAACGAGUUCAAGGAGGUGUUUCGGAACGAACUAAAGGAGCCCGAAAAGGGUAAAGAUAAUCUAAAAAGACGUGAGGCUGAUGUGAAUGUCGACGAAGAUGAAUUCGGAGACUACCUCUCAAAGGACGAGGAUGAUGAUGCUGAGGAGGAAGACAACGACUCAUACACGACGAGAGAAACCGAGCCUUCUCGGCCAAAACGCCCGAGAACUCGAGCACCAGAAUUUUCUUUGAUUUCGACUGACGAUCUUAAUAUGGAUCCUUCGUACAGCGGUUCGGGCGUGGGGCAUUCUGGCAAUGUCUCGCAGCUCGGCGACCUCGCUUCACUCGCUCUCAGGCAGCGUCUUAUGCAGCUCUUGUCCCGAGUCUCCAACUCUCUCGGGAAUCUUUACAUGGAAUUGGAUAAGCUAUAUCUUCUCUUCGUGGAAUUCGUCCGUUCGCUGGACCUUCCUACAUUUCAGCUCUUAGUAUCAUCGCCGGUGUUGUCGAGUUUCACAGAUGACGCACGAACUACCCUGUGCGAGAUGAUCCUUCUUCGUUUACUAGACAACAAUCCUGGUUCGAUGGAGCAGUACCUGAGCCAGGCUAAGUUGGAGACCUGUUUUCUUCCCUACGCGGCUUAUACGAAUAGUUCCGUCGACAAUGCGAAAGUUUCGAUAUUACUUGAGACCACCCUACGGCUCUUAGCCUCCAAUGGCAUGUUGCAUGUUCGUCCCUCUUUGCAAAGGGCAAUCGAAGAAGGAAUUGUGGCCAGAAGUGAAAAAUGCCAGACCGACACCAGAAAGAGCCAAGGUAAACAGAAAAUGGAAGAAUCUGGUUGGAUUUGGCUCGUUGAAAGUGGCGAAAGAAUGCAUUAUCUGGUGAACAAAGUAAUGUCGAAGGAAAACGAAGGAAAGAGGACGUGA
This is a messenger RNA of Paracoccidioides lutzii Pb01, 1698 nucleotides long. RefSeq lists its product as hypothetical. Bases 1 to 1698 code for a protein of 565 amino acids. The record is from RefSeq and is a predicted model, not a curated record. The transcript is spliced from 2 exons.